AUGUCUAAAUGUAAACAUGUUGUCCUUUCUAUGAAAGAUAAAUACGAGAUUAAUAAACGGUUAGAGGAAAGCGAAUCUGCAACCAAGUUAUCCAUUGAAUAUCAAGUUGAUGCUGUAUAUAAGUGGUUUAUUCAAAAAAGAUGUCAAGGAGAACCUAUUUCUGGCCCAAUACUGUGUGAAAAAGCAGUUCAAUUUAACGAAAAACUAGAAGGGCCGUCUAAUUUUGAAGCAAGCUCAGGCUGGUUAAAACGAUUUAAGUCAAGACAUGGCAUUCGUGAGCUUCAAAUACAAGGAGAAAAACUAUAUGCUGAUUUAUUAGCAGCUGAAUUAUUCAAAAUCAAACUAAGGGAUAUACUGAACCAAGAAAAUUACGGUCUGGAAAACGUUUACAAUGCAGACGAAACCGGGCUUAAUUGGAAAGCUUUGCCGCGAAAAACUCUUGCUUCACGUCGUGAAUUAGCAGUACUUGGUCCUAAAAUAAGCAAGGAUCGUAUCACUGCCUUAGCAUGCGCUAAUGCUACUGGCAGCCAUCGAUUGCCCACGCUUGUAAUUGGUAAAAGUAAGAAAACACGUUAA
Diorhabda carinulata is the source of this 576-nucleotide messenger RNA. RefSeq names its product jerky protein homolog-like. Gene Ontology annotation, cellular component: nucleus. The record is from RefSeq and is a predicted model, not a curated record. The transcript has 2 exons. Lineage: Eukaryota; Metazoa; Arthropoda; Insecta; Coleoptera; Chrysomelidae. Bases 1 to 576 code for a protein of 191 amino acids. Gene Ontology annotation, molecular function: DNA binding.